AUGGCUGCAGCAAUACCUGCUAACAAUACUAAUGAAUGUAAACUUAUUUCAUUUGAUUCUUUUCAUCCUACUGAAUAUCUUUACAAAUGGUUUACAAUUCAUGUAACUGAUGAAAAAAUUUUACAUGAACUUUCUUCAUCACAUCUUCACCGUAAAACAUAUCCAAUCGAAAAAUUUCCUUGUCGUGUUUAUUUAAUUGAUUAUGUAGUUAAUCAACGUAUUCGCAUAUGGUUAAAUGAACAAGAAGCACAAGUUACUAACUGUUCAGAUUAUAUCUAUGAAAAUUUUGGACCAGAUCAUAUGCAAUCAUGUUGGGUUUGUAAAUGGAUUGAUAUAGAUAAAAAUUGGUUAAUCGAUCCAUCGGAAGAAAUCGAUGAAAAAACUAUUAUUAAACCUGAUUUUUAUCGAUUACAUGGUGAUAGAAAUGUAGAAUUUGGUGAUGGUGGUCGUGCAUUUCUUGUUUAUCCAGUAUGGAUUUAUGAACAAUUACCAGUUAGUGAAUUACGUCGAACACGACUUUUAAAUACAUUGUAUAAACUUAAUGAAGAACGAAAAGAUUUUCAUCCAUAUCCAUCACCUGUUGAAGACAUUAUUGAUCCAGAUCUACUUUCUUGUCGACCAACACCAAAAUUUGAUCGAAGUCUAUGGAUUGCACGACGAGUAAAACAAUUAAAAACAGCUGAGUAUAAAUUGAGAUGUUUCGAACGAGAUUUAGCUGCUGGAGAAUAUAAUGAUCUUUCUGAACAUGAAAAAUUACGAAAUACUUAUCAAUGGUUAUCAUCAGAAUUUAUUAUUGAUAAAGAUGGAAAAGUUGAUAUUAAAACACCAAUUCAUCAUUUACCUGUUCUAUCUGAAUAUCGACAAUGUUAUGGUGAUAUUGCACAUAUAUUUCAUGCUAUGUUACCUUUAUUUGAAAAAAUAAAAUUAAUUAAAAUGAAAAUCAAUGAAGAACAACGAUUACAAGUUAUUGUUAAAGCUCAAAGUUAUAAUUUAAAAGGAGGUAUGAAAUAUUCAGGUCGAUGGCAUACAGAAGGUCAAACAGAAAAUAUUGUUGCUGUUGGAGUUUAUUAUUUACAUGUAGAUGAUCAACUUGAAGGUGGUUCAUUAAAAUUUCGUCCAAAAUAUGGUCCACAAAAAUAUUAUAAAGAAAUUGAGAUUGACCAUCGAAUUCCAUCUAUUCAAACAGGUACUGCAAUUAUUUUUUCUAAUUCAAUACCACAUCGUUUUCAACAAAUUCGAAAUUUAACUUCUGAUAAUGGUCGUCGUCGAACAUUUCUUAAUUUUUUUAUUGUUGAUCCCACACGACGAAUUCUUCAACAAUCAAAUGAUAUUCUUCGUGCUCCAAAAGAUAAAAUUAUUGAAAUACUUCAUGAAUGGAAUAAUGGACGAUUACCUAAUAUUGUAUUAGAAUAUAUUUUAAAAUUAUUGAAAAUAUCAACAGCAUGGGAAAAUGAAUAUGAAGCUAGAGAAUUUCGAACUCGUGUUCGACGUGCUAUGUUAGAUGAAAAAUCUGGUUGGGGUUGGAUAUGUUGGGGUAAUUGUGGAACAACAGAAUUUAUUCCAUCAUUAUGUACAUGGUCACCAAGUGAGAGAAAAGAAGCAAGAGAUGUAUUACAUCAUACAGAAUCAGAUUGA
This is a messenger RNA of Rotaria sp. Silwood1, 1635 nucleotides long. The record is from the annotation of a GenBank genome assembly. Lineage: Eukaryota; Metazoa; Rotifera; Eurotatoria; Philodinida; Philodinidae.